GAGCAAUAGUUCUGAAUCAUUGGGGAAGGACUGCAUAUUGGCAAAUGAUGUCGAUAGUGUCAUUGUACCUAUAGAUGCAUGUGGAGGGGAUGGCGCCCUUGCCUUUGCCAGAAGCAAACAGUACAAGCCACUUAUUAUUGCGGUUGAGGAAAAUGAAACAGUUCUCAGUGAUUCUCCAGAGUCACUUGGGAUUGAGGCGGUAAAAGUCUCAAAUUAUUGGGAAGCCAUAGGUGUUGUUGCAGCUCACAAGGCAGGAAUAGAUCCUUAUUCCCUGCGAAGAAAUAGGAUCAACAACAUUCAUUCCAUUUCCAUUACAUCUCCUAAUGGCCACGCAGUUUCAAGUGCCCCUCAACCAUUCAACUGAGGAUCUAUUGGAUUCACAAAGUUCCAUACAUAUUCUACUCCUACUCACCAGUUUUGCAAUGAGCAGCGAAGUCGUUGGUGAUGGCCGGCGGCGUGCUUUAGCGCUGCAACUUCUUGACCUGGUACGUGACUUUGUUCUGAUGUCAGGGAGGUCCAUCACCGGAGCCGGAGACGUCAUGAAGAAAGACUGCACCGAUCUCAUUCGUCGGAUUGCGCUCCUGAUUCAUCUGGCGGAGGAGAUCACAAACUUUUGUGGUGGCUUCCGGGACAAGUUUGAGGCAUUGACCGACUCUAUUGCUUCUUCUUCUUCUUGUUUGGAUUGCCUUUCGGAAGUGGUCGGAGCAAUUCAGGCAGCAAAACGCCUUCUGUACGCUGCUAUGACUUUCUCUGUAUACGACGAUGACGAGGGUUCUCCGACUCCGACUGAGGGAGGUACCAAAAAAUUGGUUCUGCAAUUCCAUUACGUGACAACCAGACUAGAAACUGCACUCUCAAAUCUGCCAUUCGACCACUUUUGUGUAGCAGACGAAGUACAAGAACAGGUUGAUUUGGUCAGAGCUCAGCUGAUGAGAGCAUCAAAGAACUAUGAGUCUAUGUCUGACCCCAUACAUAAGAAGCUUGAAGCUACAGGUUCUGUAAAAGGAAUGAUCUUUCAUGAUGUCAAGACCAUGUCUAGUGUUGAUGAUGCAGAUCCAGACUCUCAGCAUCGUCCUCCGAACCGCGACGAUCUGAUCUGUUUCGAUUCGGAUGAGCUAAAGAACUCGAAUUCAUGUUUCAACGAGUGUUCAAGUGUUCAUUCUGAAAUGGAAGAUGUUCUAUCCAUCAAGAGCCAAGAUGAAGUUGGGCAGCUUGAUGUAAUUGAAAUUCCUGAGAAUUUCUUUUGUCCCAUUUCCCUUGAAUUAAUGAUCGAUCCUGUCAUCAUCUCGACCGGACAGACAUAUGAAAGAUCCAACAUACAAAAAUGGAUAGACAGAGGAAAUACAUCAUGUCCAAAGACUCAAGAGCAGCUUCAAUCUCUGAUCCUCACUCCAAAUUUUGCUAUGAGAAAUUUGAUCUCAGAAUGGUGUGGAGAACACAAUGUUAAUUUAGAGAAAGGAUUAACCAACAGGAAACUUAAGAAGUAUAGAUCAUUUGAGGACGGUUGCCGAAGGAUGUUACCAAUCAAAACGUUGGUUCGACACCUUUCUUUGGGGUCCGUACAGGAGCAGAAGGCGGCGGUGACCGAGAUCCGACAGCUAUCGAAAAGCAGCUCAGAUCAUAGAGUUGAAAUAGCAAAAGCCGGAGCAAUCCCACAGCUGGUUGUCCUUUUAACUUCAGAAGAUGUUGCAACACAAGAGAAUGCAAUUUCAUGCAUUUUGAACCUUUCACUUCAUGAGCCAAACAAGAGACUUAUAAUGCUUCAUGGUGCAUUUUCUUACAUUUCCCAAGUCCUCAAAUUUGGGAGCAUGGAAGGGAGAGAGUGUGCUGCUGGGACGAUUUACAGCUUGUCGUUAGCCGACGAAAACAAGGCGAUAAUCGGGGCGUCGGGCGUGAUCCCGGACCUUAUAGAAAUCCUCCAGAUUGGGAGCCCAAGAGGGCAGAAAGAUGCUGCAGGAGCUCUGUUGAAUUUGUGUAUGUACCAAGGGAACAAAGGCAGAGCUUUCAGGGCUGGGAUUCUCAAACUAUUAUUGAAAAUGCUCUCUGAUUCAAAUGGCACAUUGGUUGAUGACGCUCUCUAUAUAAUGUCAGUUCUUUGCAGCCAUCCGGAGGCCAAGGCUGCAAUGGGGAAUGCCAAUUCAUUGCUUGUUUUGACCAAUGUUCUUAAGAAGGGGUCGUCUCGCAGCAGGGAAAAUGCAGUGGCAGUUCUGCUUGCAUUGUGUAAGGGAGAUUGGGAGAAGCUGGAAUGGUUAACCAGGCUUGGCGCGGCGGUGCCGUUGAUGAAACUUUCCGAGGAUGGCACGGAGAGAGCGAAACGGAAGGCUGCUUCAUUGUUGGAUCAACUCAGAAAAUCAUGAGCCAAGAUCAAACAGAGUUUGUGGGUGAUAGGUGUCACAAGAAACUUAUCGAGAAGAGAGUAGGUUGUGACCCUCACGUGCCAACAAGACAAGGUGGCAACACUGUAGUGGCACCCAACUGGUCAUGCGAGGUCCGAGGCAAGACAAGUGCAAUGAUGCGACUGAGGAAACAGAGCAUUACCUAACGCACCACAGAGAUGUACAUGAAAAAUAAGUCGAGGCGUAACAAGAUAGAGGCGACGAGCAUGCAUGAAUGUCAAAGGUAGGCUUGUUGAAGGGUUGGGUAGGGUCUCGAGUCU
Molecule: messenger RNA, 2656 nt
Organism: Cucurbita moschata (crookneck pumpkin)
Lineage: Eukaryota; Viridiplantae; Streptophyta; Magnoliopsida; Cucurbitales; Cucurbitaceae
Exons: 9
Coding region: 324-2357 (677 amino acids)
Biological process (GO): protein ubiquitination
Cellular component (GO): nucleus; cytoplasm
Molecular function (GO): ubiquitin-protein transferase activity; protein binding
Source: RefSeq, a predicted model, not a curated record